Volvox carteri f. nagariensis is the source of this 1206-nucleotide messenger RNA. RefSeq lists its product as uncharacterized. NCBI's taxonomy places the organism in Eukaryota, Viridiplantae, Chlorophyta, Chlorophyceae, Chlamydomonadales, Volvocaceae. The record is from RefSeq and is a predicted model, not a curated record. The transcript is spliced from 11 exons. Bases 1 to 1206 code for a protein of 401 amino acids.
AUGUUGAUCAGGCCAUGGGGGUGGCGAGGCGGCGGGUCUGGUGGGCCGCGUCCCAUUAACCUAUCCGAAGAAGAAGAGAAGGCGGCGAUGUAUCACCGCCAGCGGCUCAUGCGAACCGUGGGCAGCAGCAGAUGCUCCUUCCGGGCGGCGGCGUUCCUGGCGCUGUUCGCGUUCCAGGGGCUAGGCUGGUGGGCCGGCCAGGCGUACGGCGGACUCGGGGGCUCCUCCGGUGGCAAUGGAACCGAACAGAUGGGCCCGGAGCAAAGGAGUAAAGCGGAGAGCUUCGGGAAGGCGUUUGAGGACUACGUGGUCCUGGGCCAGGACCCCGUGGCCAUUGCGCUGCGGCGGCUCAGCAUCACCGCCAUUGACGCGUUUGAGACUGCCGUACAGAACCAGAUUGCAAGGGCGAUUCGAAAUAUUGAUGCGGAGCUCGAGCGCUACGAGGAAUACGUGGGACGGGUUGCGGAGGCCCUGACUGACGGCAACGUGGACAAUUUGGUGGCGGCGCUGGAGCGGGAAGUGCGGGUUCUUGUUAUCGUGCGUGCUUGCCUGGAGGACAUAGGCGCUCGAAUGGAGAGUUACGUUGCCUUCCUGACUGGCGCAGCCAGCUCCUGGCUGUCGUACUAUUACGGUUACCAGGUUCGGUUCACAGUGAUGCUCAUUGCGCUGCUAUCCAGCAAUGAUCCCCUUGGCCUGGAGUAUGUACGAGUGCUGUACAGUUUGGCGGAUAUGACCCGGCUAGUGGGUUUGGUGCUUAAACCCUUCAUUCGGCUCCAGAAGUUUGAGCAGUCCUUCUACAAUGCCCUCAACGACAUCCUCUUCACGUACGCCAACGACGAGCGUAACCGCUUCACCAUCACACCUUCCUUCUCAUUCGAGGCGUCUCUGGGCACGAGCGGCAACCUGCAAGCCGCCAUGGAUCGAGUACUAAGCCUGGCACAAGCGCUGGGAAACCGGGAGAACGCGGCCGCCCUACUUCGGUCCGCCACCACCGCCCGGGACCAGGUCAUCGCGGCCCUGAGGCGGCCCCAUGCAGACGGCAGCAGCAACGUCGGUGGGCUGUUCAUGCAGCAAUCUUGGCAAGACGAAGACAUGGAUGGCGACGGGGAGCCGCAGGGGCUUGGGGUCGCUGCCCGACUGGCGAGGAUGCAAGGCCUUGCAAGUGGCGCCGCCAAUGCCAACUUCUUCAGUGCCGCAUCGGGAUGA